AGUCCGGAGGGGGUGACAGGGGCCGGACAGGAAGCCCGUCGAGCUUUACUGCGCGACCCAACCGAGUCCCGCACACACACACUCACAGAGUCCGCAGGGAGCUGCCGGAGAUGGCAUCAGUUCAGUAACUCAUCUGCAGGAUGUUUUCUUCCUCCCCGAUCAUCACAUCCCAGAGCAUCUAAUCCCAACACCAGGGUCUCUCACGGCGCGCUCCGUGCCGCAUCGGGGGUCCGUCUCCAUCUUAUGUUCCGUUCUGUCUCUGCGAGGCAGCUUUGGAGGCAGCGCUGCACAACGCCGAGCCGGGGGCCGGGGGAGGGGGCACCCCCAAACCCCCAGGACCUCCACAAUGCCCUGCGUCCGGCGGCCCACCAACUCUUUAAGAAGCUGAAGGAUGAGCAGUUAUGGCGGCUGGCGGAGGCGGUGGAGAGCAAGGGGCGCUGGGACUGCGGCUGCGUCCGCUUGCCGUGGGAGGCGAGGGCCGGGAAGCAGGGCUCGCCCCCCCACGUCCUCCUCUGCCGGCUCUAUCGCUGGCCCGACCUGAGGCAGGCAUCGGAACUGAAGCGGCUAAACCAAUGUGAGAACUUCUGGAGGAAGAGCAGGGAGGGGACCUCCAUCUGCUGCAACCCGUACCACUUCAGCCGGUUGGCGGCUCCAGUUGUAGAGCCCCGGGCCCCAGGAUCCUGCAGAGGGGCCCCCCGAUCAGCCCUGCCUGAGGGCUUUACUACCAAAAGUGCAGGAGGCACCCAGAGCAACAUCCGAGGGAGGAACGACACCACUCUGUCCAGAAGCUCUACUAAGGAGGGCUACUGGUGCAAACUGGCUUACUGGGAACACCGGACCCGCGUGGGGCGUCUCUACAGCGUGACAGAGCCGACUGUCCACAUUUUCCAUGAUCUGCCCAAGGGGAGCGGCUUCUGUCUGGGCUUUCUGGGCUCGGAAAGCCGCAGUGAGGUGGUCAGACGCACACGGAUGAAGAUAGGGCAGGGUCUGACCUUGAGCUACGAGCAGGACGGGGUCUGGGUUUACAACCGCAGCGAGCACCCCAUCUUCAUCAACUCCCCCACCCUGGCCCCCGUGGCCACCCGCGGGCCGGCCGUCCACAAGCUGCUCCCUGGGUAUUCGGUGAAGGUCUUUGAUUCCGAGCAGGCGUUGUCCGGCUACCCAGUGGUGGGAGACGGGCCCUGUGACCCCCGAAGUGUGCGCAUCAGCUUCGCCAAAGGCUGGGGCUCCUGCUACUCUCGCCAGUUCAUCACCUCCUGUCCUUGCUGGCUUGAGGUUCUGCUGAGUAUUCCGUGAUGAGGGGCCGCAAGCCUGGAGACCCCCAGCCUCCGCGCCAUGCUUCGCACUGAUCUAAACCAUGCGGCAUCACCAUACGUUGG
This is a messenger RNA of Spea bombifrons (plains spadefoot toad), 1379 nucleotides long. RefSeq names its product mothers against decapentaplegic homolog 6-like. NCBI's taxonomy places the organism in Eukaryota, Metazoa, Chordata, Amphibia, Anura, Pelobatidae. Gene Ontology annotation, biological process: anatomical structure morphogenesis; transforming growth factor beta receptor signaling pathway; SMAD protein signal transduction. The record is from RefSeq and is a predicted model, not a curated record. Bases 244 to 1296 code for a protein of 350 amino acids. Gene Ontology annotation, molecular function: transcription regulator inhibitor activity; I-SMAD binding. The transcript has 5 exons. Gene Ontology annotation, cellular component: heteromeric SMAD protein complex.